Molecule: messenger RNA, 912 nt
Organism: Hibiscus syriacus
Lineage: Eukaryota; Viridiplantae; Streptophyta; Magnoliopsida; Malvales; Malvaceae
Product: agamous-like MADS-box protein AGL80
Exons: 1
Coding region: 93-848 (251 amino acids)
Biological process (GO): positive regulation of transcription by RNA polymerase II
Molecular function (GO): RNA polymerase II cis-regulatory region sequence-specific DNA binding; protein dimerization activity; DNA-binding transcription factor activity, RNA polymerase II-specific
Source: RefSeq, a predicted model, not a curated record
AAGUCUAUAAACAGCAUAAAUUAGCUGUUUGGGGUAAGAAAUACACAAGAAAAGAAAAAGCUAAGAGUCCCAAUACCUUUGGUUUCAAAUCCAUGACGAGAAAGAAAGUGAAGCUUGCUUAUAUUACCAAUGACUCAGCAAGGAAAGCUACCUUCAAGAAAAGAAAGAAGGGUUUAAUGAAGAAAGUGAGUGAACUCAGUACCCUGUGUGGGAUCGACGCCUGUGCUAUUAUGUACAGCCCUUAUGAGUCUCAACCCGAGAUUUGGCCAUCCCCCAUGGGAGUUCAACGAGUGCUCUCCAAGUUCAGGAAGAUCCCCGAGAUGGAACAAAGCAAGAAGAUGGUGAACCAAGAGACUUUCCUUACCCAAAGGAUCACCAAAGCCAGUGAGCAGCUCAAGAAACAGUGCAAGGACAACCGGGAGAAGGAGAUGACCCAUGUCAUGUUCCAGAACCUGAUUGGAAAAGCCAGCCUCCACGGGUUAAACCUGAUGGAUUUGAACGAUGUCGGGUGGUUGAUCGAUCAGAACCUCAAGGAAAUCGACAAGAGGGUCGAUUUACUUAGUAAGGCGUCUCAUAAUCCCCAAGGGUCUUCGUCUUCCGUGGCUACAACACCAUCGGUGAUGACAACGGUAAUGCCUGAAGUAACGCCGGAGAAUGUGCAAGCGGAGGCGGACAACAACAUGGAUUCGAUGCAGAGGCAACAUUGGAUCAUGGAGCUCAUGAACAAUAAUAAUCCGAAAAGUCAUCUGGGAUUUGGGGGUGAUGAAAUGAUGUUCCCAUUUGGGGAUAACAUUAACAUCAACAACAAUGCCCUUUGGUCCAAUGCCUUUUUCCCAUGGGAAAAAUAGGGUUCCAUUGCAUUAUUUGUUUGCAUCUAUCAAGGCAAAGUCUAAGGUAUUUUAUGAUUUUAUG